CCUUCCUCCCUUUUCUGUCUCUCAUUUCUCUAAACUAAAAUCUCCUGUCCCCUCCCCUACAGAUAAAGAACUUUUCACACCUAGUAGGGGAGGGGUAGGGAUAACAAAGACGGCCUGGAUCUUCUUGAAAUGAACGAACUACCAUUCGAAACUUCACGCGAGAUAAAAGACGAUUCCAACUCCAUCAAAUAUAGUGCAUUGCUAUACAUCAUUGGCAAGAUGGUUCAUGUAAUAGCUCUUGGACUUGCUACCGUCAUUAUAUGGAUUGCUCAACCGGGACUUACGGCCUUAUUCCCAUGGCACCCUACCCUGAUGGCAGUUGGAUUUGGUUUCCUAAUGACAGAAGCCAUCCUGAUGUUUUCUCCUCAAAGUUCUGUAUUCCCAUCAUCAACACGGGCAACUAAAGCUCAGAUUCACUGGAUGAUACAAGCCAUAUCAAUCACAUGCACAAGCCUUGGAUUUGCUGCUAUUUUCUUCAACAAGAAGCAACGAGGAAAAGACCACUUCACAUCCUGGCAUGGCCUUUUUGGACUCAUUACUAUGAUUCUUGUCCUCUUGCAAGCCUUCCAAGGAAUUUCCAUAUAUUAUCAGAAAUUUAGUUUAAUGAAAGCAUCGUUAGGUCAGCGUAAGCAGCUUCAUGCCCUUUUUGGUGUGCUUGUCUUUACCUUGGCUUGUGUUACAAUUGUUCUUGGGUAUUUUUCCAACUGGUUUGUGAAGAAUGUUAAUGAUGCCGUUUGGUGGGGUAGUGUUUUAUCAACUCUGGCAAUGGCUGGAGUGAUAAUAGGACAGGUAACCAAUGAGUAUGUUGCUAGAAAUAAACCCCUGAAGUAGGAAGACAGCACUAUAAACAUUGAAGUUGACAGCUAGUUCAACAGAAUAUGAUGUAGRUACUAAAGAGAAGUGGGCCAAAUUAGAAUGGUUGUGACCAUUUUUAAGCCUUUUUAUUCUAAAGUAUGAUUUUAAAAACAAAAACAUUAUUCACUUUAUAAACUUAAUGUAUGAACUGCUAGCUAUUAUUGAAUGUAUUUGAGACGUUUUAGCGUAAAAAGGAAAUAAAUCAUUAUAAAUUCA
Messenger RNA from Actinia tenebrosa (Australian red waratah sea anemone), 1071 nucleotides. RefSeq names its product transmembrane reductase CYB561D2. The record is from RefSeq and is a predicted model, not a curated record. Lineage: Eukaryota; Metazoa; Cnidaria; Anthozoa; Actiniaria; Actiniidae. Gene Ontology annotation, molecular function: transmembrane monodehydroascorbate reductase activity.